Molecule: messenger RNA, 1182 nt
Organism: Babjeviella inositovora NRRL Y-12698
Lineage: Eukaryota; Fungi; Ascomycota; Pichiomycetes; Serinales
Exons: 1
Coding region: 1-1182 (393 amino acids)
Source: RefSeq, a predicted model, not a curated record
AUGCUUCUCGCGACAAAACUCUCCCACCGAGUAUCCAAGUUCUAUGUGACCGAUUUUACCCUAAACGCCGGGAUUGGUUCUCAGUUUACGGAGGGGAUCCACCUUGGAAACGAGACAGUGGCAGCAACGCUGGUACUUCAGGUGGAACUCUUUGCCGAGAAGCUUGCAACGUUCAUGGCGCACUUCCUAGAGAUUCGCGGCCACGCGUUUCACGACUCCGGCGAUAAGACAGAGGUUGCACUGGAAUGUAUUUUCCUUGCAAUGGAAGUCAAGGUCAAGGCCUAUAUGGGAGUAGUAGAAGCGAAUGUUGCCAGCAUCGAGAUCAUUCAGCCACCCAGAUGCGCCGCCUUGGACCGAAACGGUGGGUUGACACGUCUCUGGAGCAGCUUUUUUGCCUCGGUGCCCCAAGGAUUCAUUGAAGAUCACUACCAGCAGUUGGUGCUCUCCAUUCCAAGCAAUUAUUGGCCCCAGGAUGCAUUGAGGGUCCAUCCAAAAAUGUCAGAUACCACCAUCCCGGUCAAAGAAGAGCCCCUGAGCCAUAUUCCAGAGAUCCCUCGCGAUAUGAAUCACUCCCAGGACUUCCAAAACUCAUCAGAAGAGGAAGUUCCGCUCACCGCAACACCAAUUCCAGCGUAUGAGCCGCCCCAGUCCCCCUCCCAGGCCUCAAAUAACACCACCUUUGUCUCCAACAUCACUCUUGACGAAAAUUUCUUCCCCGUCCGUUACUUGAACGAGCACAUUGACAGCUUCCUGCUGACGUUGUACUACCCGGUGAAGGUGCGGUUACUCGGGGUGUAUCCCGGAUCUGUGGAACUUUUCUGCCCCAAGCAGUAUGAGUACGAUGAAAGCACCCAGCGCUAUGAAGUCCAUGAUCCUAAGGUGAGAUCCCUCGAAUUAGUAGUGACAGAUGUUGAGGACGAAAACCACGAGGGACGGAAAGACAACUUGCGAUUGUCCUUGGACGAAGAAGACGUCUUGGCGUUCUUUGGAUUUCGCUCCGUUGAGGAAAUGUACGUAUCCCCGGGUUUGGUCCAGGAGAAGCUAAUCACCCUCAGCAGACCACAGGCCCCACCGUUUGAGGUGAAUAUCUACCUCAAGGAAGUAGUGGUAGGUAAUCGGAGCUUGGUAAGAUGGGCUUUAAAAAGGGUGAACAUCAAUGACUUAAUCUUGCAACGGGGAUGA